AUGGGUGUGUCGUCUGCACUCCUUUUGCGGAACAAAAACGACCCGUUUCUCAACCAAAUUGUGCCGUGCGAUGAAAACUGGAUCCUCUACGAUAACAGGCGACGUUCGGCUCAGUGGUUGGACAGCGACGAAGCGCCACAACACUUUCCAAAGCCAAAUUUGCACAAAAAAGGUUAUGGUGACUGUUUGGUGGUUUGCAAUAGGCCUCAUCCAGCACAACUUCCUGAAUACUGGCGAAACGAUUACAACGGAGAAGUGCCAACAAAUCGACGAAAUGCACCGAGGACUGCAGCGCACCUGCCCGGCGUUGGUCAACAGAAAGGGACCAAUCCAGCUCCACGACAACGUUCGCCCAUACGUCUCACAAUCGAUCCUCGAGCAGAAGUUGAACGAAUUGGGCUACUAGACUCUCCCCCAUCCACCAUAGUACCAUACAUACGGACCUCUCGCCUACUGACUACCACUUUUUCAAGCAUCUCGACAACUUCCUUCGCAAGAAAUGCUUCAGGAACCGAGAAGAUGCCGAAACGACCUUUAACGACUUUGUUGCGUCUAAGGACACCAUAA
Molecule: messenger RNA, 567 nt
Organism: Necator americanus (New World hookworm)
Lineage: Eukaryota; Metazoa; Nematoda; Chromadorea; Rhabditida; Ancylostomatidae
Exons: 1
Coding region: 1-567 (188 amino acids)
Biological process (GO): mitotic DNA integrity checkpoint signaling; DNA integration; double-strand break repair via nonhomologous end joining
Cellular component (GO): condensed chromosome; site of double-strand break; nucleus
Molecular function (GO): histone H3K36 methyltransferase activity; single-stranded DNA binding; single-stranded DNA endonuclease activity
Source: RefSeq, a predicted model, not a curated record